CCUCCGCUCUCCCCAGACCGCGCAGUUAUCACCCCGUCCGCCCCUCUCUUAUUUUUCCCUCACGAUGUCCACCUCGUCGCACCCUCCGGCCUCGAAGCCUGACCCUACCGUCAACGCCGAUGCCUCCCAAAGAAGACUCUCCUCCUCCGAUGCCGCCGGUUCCGCCGAACUCGCCAAUCUUAAAGUAAACCUGAAGAGCGCUCUGCGCCAGUUCCCCGACUUCCCCAGCAAGGGCAUCCUCUUCGAGGACAUCCUGCCCAUCUUUGCCGACGCGUCCCUGCACCAGAAGCUGGUCAGGGCGCUCGAGCUGCACGUCUCCAAGAACUACGCCCAGAAGCCCGACGUCAUUGUCGGCCUCGAGGCGAGAGGCUUUUUGUUCGGCCCUAGCCUGGCGCUGGCGCUGGGCGCUGCCUUCGUUCCCGUACGCAAGCAGGGCAAGCUGCCCGGUCCCACCGAGACCGCCAGCUACGAGAAGGAAUACGGCCAAGAUUUCUUCCAAAUCCAGGCUGACGCCAUCAAGAAGGGUCAGCGCGUCAUCAUCGUGGACGACAUUAUUGCGACGGGCGGUUCUGCCGGCGCUGCUGGUGACCUCGUCCAGAGGCUCGGCGGCGAGCUUCUCGGCUACCUCUUCAUCCUCGAGCUCGACUUCCUCAAGGGCCGCGACAAGCUCAACGCGCCCGUCUACACGCUGCUGUCCGGCCAAGAGUCCAAGAUGGAAUAAACGAGCGGGCUCCGACAGCUGCAUGACUCUAGCUGCAAAGCCGGACACGUCACAGCAGCUGCAUAACGGGAACCCUGCCAGGUCUAGGGUAUUUCUGCACGGCACGACUGGGAAUAAAAGGAGGCUGACGGUGGCGUCGCGGGUGGUAUCUUGGCCGGGCUACAUGGCUUUUCGGGAGGGGGGCUUAUCUGCAUUGCACAUAUCUCGGGACUUCUUUUUCCAACUCAUCUCUAAUCCGCCUUGCGAUUCCCCUACAUAGAUCCGCCCAUUCUACAUUCAUGAUUUCGCUGCCGUUUUCAAC
Messenger RNA from Aplosporella prunicola CBS 121167, 1022 nucleotides. RefSeq lists its product as uncharacterized. Gene Ontology annotation, biological process: adenine salvage; AMP salvage. NCBI's taxonomy places the organism in Eukaryota, Fungi, Ascomycota, Dothideomycetes, Botryosphaeriales, Aplosporellaceae. Bases 65 to 721 code for a protein of 218 amino acids. Gene Ontology annotation, molecular function: AMP binding; adenine binding; adenine phosphoribosyltransferase activity. The record is from RefSeq and is a predicted model, not a curated record. Gene Ontology annotation, cellular component: cytoplasm. The transcript has 2 exons.